Chironomus riparius is the source of this 4575-nucleotide messenger RNA. The record is from the annotation of a GenBank genome assembly. NCBI's taxonomy places the organism in Eukaryota, Metazoa, Arthropoda, Insecta, Diptera, Chironomidae.
UUGCUUUUGAUCAUAAAAUAUAAAAUUUCUUAAAAGAGUUUAAUUAAUUAAUUUCACGCAUCAAACGUAAAUUCUAAGUGCAAAAACUAGUAAAUGGUUAAUAUAAUUAAGUCUAAUAUAGUGGGAAAUUGAAUUAGUGACGAUAUAAUGUGCUUUUGUUGAUUUUUUUGAAGAAAAUUUAUUUUUUACUUUAAAAGCUCUUGAAUUUUCAUUUUAAUUAUUUUAGAAAAUCAUUGUUUUCGUAAAUCAUAGGAAAAAAACAGAGCUAGAAGAAUGACAGGGACAUGAAUGAAUGAAUGAUUUAUAUUGUGAUAUUCUAGGAGAUUAGGAAGAGUCAUAAAAAAAAUAUAUAGAUAUAUAAAUAGCACCUAUAUAGUUGUGUAUUGAAUUACCUUUCGUGAGUGUUGGAGUAUUAUGGAAUGAUAUAUAAUAAAUGUAAGCAAAAAACUCACAGUGAGAAAGUGAAAAAUAAAUGCACAAAGAUUAAAAUAGUUGAAAAAAAUGAUAUAUUUGAAACUAUUCGUAUGGAUUGAUAUAAAGUAUAUUCGAUGAUCAUGAACUUAACGCAAAACAAUUACUGUGGACAAGGCCCAGGUCCACCUAUAAUAAAUAAAACAAAAAAUGCUGUGAAUAAUAGUUCAACAAAGUCUAAUGAAAUAAUAUCAGCUCAUAAAGAAAAGAUCUUGGAACAAUGUUCGGAUCGUUUAGUGACGGGCCCAUCAUGUAGAGCUUUGAAAACGGCCGUGUCUGCACUUUUUUCUGUUGACGAUUUUCAUCGAGAAAAAAUUGGCUCAGGAUUUUUCUCAGAAGUAUUUAAGGUUACACAUAGGACGACUGGCGAAGUGAUGGUACUUAAAAUGAAUCAGUUAAGGUCUAAUAGGCCUAAUAUGCUGAGAGAAGUUCAACUUCUUAACAAAUUAUCACACCCUAACAUACUAAAGUUUAUGGGAGUUUGUGUACAGGAGGGUCAGUUACAUGCACUUACAGAAUUUAUUCCCGAUGGUUCUUUAGAGCAGCUAAUACAAAAUAAAGCAGAAUAUGUUUCUCCUACGUCCAAAAUACAAUUAGCAUUAGGAAUUGCCAAAGGAAUGAAAUAUGUCCAUUCAAUUAAUGUAUUUCAUCGUGAUUUAACGAGUAAGAAUGUGCUUGUAAGAAGAUUUUCAAAUGGAGAACUAGAUGCUGUUGUUGGAGAUUUCGGUUUGGCAGCAAAAAUUCCCAAAAAGUGUGGAAAGUUUCGUUUAGAUACUGUUGGCAGCCCAUAUUGGAUGAGCCCUGAAUGUCUUAAUGGGAAAUUUUACGAUCAAAGUAGCGACGUAUUUUCGUAUGGGAUAAUUUUAUGUGAAUUAAUCGCCCGAAUUGACGCUGAUCCAGAUAUUCUUCCUAGAACAGAUGCUUUUGGUCUCGACUACAUUGCAUUUGUUGAUCUCUGUCCCAGUGAUACUUUACCAGCUUUUUUAAGGAUUGCAUUUUAUUGUUGCAAUUAUGAUCCGAAGAACCGUUAUACGUUUAACGAUGUAGCAAAAAAAUUGACAUUAUUGCUGGAUGAUCGAAAUAAUGAUUUAAUUGAAGACAAAACAAACAGUAUUAGCCCAAGUAAUAAUAGUUUAAAUGACAUCAGCAUGUCACCAUCAAAAGAAGAUAUUCAAAAUAGCAAAUACAAUAAACGAAAUUCAAUAGACUCAACAUUGAAUAACAAUGAUAAUAGUUGCAAAGAAUCGACAAACAAUAAGUCUUAUAAACAUUCAAUAUCAGAGUCGCCACCAAAACAACGAAAUGAAUCCAAAGUUCUUCCGUAUACAUCAUUAACGUACCGACGUUCCUACUCGAGCGAGAAUAUUAUGCUGCAUACAGUACCAGCAGAUAAAGCUCGAUGUCAUCCACUAUUGAAUCGAACGAACAACACGUCUCAACAGACUAUUAAUGAGACCGAUUCGAAUAUGACGUUGAGGAAAAUAGCUGAAACGAUGCUUUUGAAAGAUCCAAAAUAUAAGCCUCGUCCGAAGGAGAAUUCAAAAUUGAAUCCGUUUACAAAUCUUGCACAAUUACGUGGAGUUAAGAAAAUUAUCGGUGCCAAUGCAAAUCAACUCACACCAGGUACAAAUGAUUUAUUUAGUUCUUGUUUUGAGAUGUCUUCGCCGUUUUUAAAAAGUUUAAAAGAAUUAAAUUAUACAAAGAAGAAGAAGAAAAAUCAGAUUCCGAAUGAGCCAAAGAGUUUACCAAGUUCCCCGUUAAUUAAACGAAAGGACUUUAAUGUUGAUUCCCUAUUGCCGAAUUAUGAAAAUGUUUCGUCCUUAAUGCGCAGCGAUAGUAGUGCUAAAUGUUGUAAAAAGUAUUUUGAUAAGCUUCAAAAUCAUCCGCUAUAUAAAAAUGGCAAACAAGAAGAGACUGAUUUGUGUGGUAGUAAUAGUUGCAAGUUGAGGUGUGUAGAAUCAAAUGAUGAAUUAAAAGAUUUAUCGAUACCUCUUCCGACAAAUAGAAUUAUUGGUUUAUCAGCGAAUCCAUCCAACAUAAAAUUUACAAAUACAAAUUGCUAUGAGUCAAAUUGCUUAAUGGAGCCUAUAUCGAUGGCAGGUAAGUCAUUAUAUGAAACACCUCGAUUGCUCACAAGACGAGGAUCAACAGAGAGUGGUUUUUUUUCGUGCUUGAACGAAGACUUUUGUGAUAAAACACGUGAUUAUGAUCAAGGAGCGUGUUCUUAUUUCUGCACAUGCUGUUUAAUGUCAUCAACACCGUCAACUAGUAAUGAAAAAAAAGACGAUACCUCAAAUGUUUCAACAUCGAUUUCUUUGCGGAGUUUAGAUGAUUUAGAUUUGACAGACACGAAAUUAAGUCAAAAAUUACAGCAUUGUAUACAUCAUCGAAUUGAUGUAAACACAAAGUCUAUUGAUAUGGGUCUUAUUAAUCGACUUACAUUAGAUAGCGAGAUAAAUUCAAUUAUUCAAAAGCAUCAAUUAUCGAAUCAACUGUUCUAUUGUAAAAAUCGCACAUCUUCCAUUUAUUCAGAUAGCAGUGAUUCACUCGCAGGAUCAGAUUCCCUUUUAUGGGACGAUCGUUCAUAUUCAAUACCAAAUACGCGCUCGGCACAAAUAGCAAAAAUUGUAGAAUAUUUCGAAAGAAAAGGAUCUAAUUUCUCUGCGUCCAACUUUUCCGUCUCUGGCCUAAAGUCAAACUUUUCCUCGUCAACCACGUCAGCUAGUAAUUAUUUACCUUCAUCAAAUUACCAUCAUCAUCAUAAACAACUGACAGAUUAUUUUGUUGAUUUACGUCGAGAUUUUCACGACAUAGGCAGUAAUAAUGAUAGCAGUAAUCCAAACUUAACAUUCAAAAGAGAUUAUGAAACUUUUUGUUUCGACUUUACAGAGAAGAAACCAUCCCAAAAUUUUCACAAGAUUUGCGAAGGAUCAGUUAGAUCCAAAUUGCCAUUAUUCGAUAAAUCAAAGCAAGGUAAUCAAUCAGAGAAAUGAAUUUAUAUGACUCUAGAGUUGGUAUUUUUCAUGUGUCAAUAUUUUACAUACCUAUUUUUUUAAACCUAUUUUUGUUUAAAAAAAAAAACAAAACAUUUGAGAAUGAACAAAAAAUUAGUGCAAAAAAAUCAUUUCAAAUUCAAUCACCAUAGAGUGUCAGAAAGUUCUUUUACUCAAUGAUUGUAUGAUUCACACAUAGCUAUAUGGAUAGACUGAUUGAUUGUCAAAUUUUUGUAAUGCUUUAAAUUUGGGAAUUUUCUGAAAUUAUUAUCAAGGGUAAUUCAUUUAGAGGAUUCAAAAGAAAAAUCAAUUUUUACAAAAGCAUCAUUUGUUAACGAAUCCCUUGAUCACUCUUACAAAAGAAAAUUGUAUAAUAAGUCUUAGCCAAAUAGCAUUAUAAAAAGAUAUCUUCCAUGAAAAAAAGUCGUAUAUAUUCAAUGAAUAUUAAAGAGGCUAAGAACAUUUAUAGAUGAAUUGUUUGAAUUCGUUAAUCCCUUUAAAAAAAAAAUAAUAUAAUAUCUAUAUUGAGAAUUGUUACUUCCAAAAUUAUUAAAUAAAUUUUCUGUAAUUUUUAAUGAAAUCGAUUUGAAAUUUAUCAGCAAUAACUUUUAUAAACAUACUGAAACAUAGGAAAUAUAUAAGAGAAUUAGCUCUUUCCAAAAAAAAUGUAAUAGGUUUUAAGAACUUCCUCUUCAUGUUAUCAACUGUUUUUUUUUCUGUAAUUAAAACAGAUUAAAAUACUUAUAUACUGAUAAACGUCUUCAAAUGAAUUGUUCUUUCAAGUGUGAACAAAAACAGUCAAUAUUAUCGUCUAUAAAUACAUAGUCUGAAAAUAAUUGAUUUCGUGAUAAGCAACAAUAAUGUAUGAGAAAUCCUUUAAAGUACUUUUUGGGUAAAGCACAACGUCUAUUCAAAAUUUAAUGAAUUCAGUUAAUUGCAAAUUGAUUAAUCAUCUUUUUUUUAAAAAGAAAAUUGUGUUUCCAAUUAAAUAUCUAAUCUUUUAUCUAACAUUUUGAACAUGAUUUAUUUGUUCAUUCAUAUAAAUAUCAUUAAGUCAUGGGACAAUUGCAAUAAAUAAUAUUUUAUGUUAUAUUAUAUUUGAAUUAAUCAU